AUGAGUUGUGUAUGGAGUGUCUCCCCAUUCCCAUGUGUCAAUGCUGCGGCGGCUGACUAUUAGUGAUGAUCCUAGUCGUAACUAUGCUGAUUCUCGGUUGUUUUUAUCCGGGCAUUGUCACCAUUUCGCCCGAAGAUUUCGACAAUAGUAUCUUGACCGUACCACCGUGGACGGUAGACUCUUGCCCGGAAGUUUCCGAUACAUGCCUACAGUCCGUAAAGGAGGAAAACUCUUGCCGCAUUUGCAACGAAAACGGAAACUGCACGGUCCAUGUAGUCGUUUUGCUACCCGGUAGCGAUUUUUACAUCGUAAACUUAGCGAGGGCUCAAGAAACUCUAGAUUUGGCAAUUCGAAAUGUGAACGAAUUAUUGGCGAAGCCACCGUUUUAUUGGGAUUUUCAUUGGAUAGAUGAUGGCUGUUCUGCGGAAAAAGCUGUGGGCGGCAUCGUCGAAGCGAACGAGGGUUGUAACCACGUCAUGUUUGGACCUGUCUGUGAUUAUGCCUUGGCUAGCGUGGGACGCAUUGCUAAAUACAUCGGCUUUUCCGGUAUCCCUCUAUUAACACCGGGCGGUUUUACAUUUGAUUUUACCGUUAAAAAAAGAGAAACUUCCGACGAAAUGUAUCUCCUAGUAAAUUCCGGAUCAGUGGAUUAUGCAUCUUACGCCGAAUUCGUUCAUCUCAUUAUCGACAGAUACAACUGGACAAAAGUAGCCCUGAUGUACGAAAAGACUCAACAGAAUGAGGUAGCGGGCGACGAUAGUUGUAUUCUAUUCGAAAAAACAUUAAUUAAUGAAAUAAAAAUCAUACCAAAUUUCGAUUACAUUGACGGAGAUUUGGAGCUAAUGGGAUUAAAUUACACCGACUUCCUCCAAGAGAAGGUUGGAGUAAACUACGGGAUAAUUCUCACCUGUACUAGUCAAGAGCGAUUGCGUAAAAUCGCCAUUGAAGCCGCUAAGCUCAAAAUGAUGGAUAGAGGGGAAUAUAUUUUUCUCAAUGUCGAAUUAUAUAAUAACUCAACAAUACCGGAUAAGCCAUGGUAUAAAAAAGACGACGAGGAAAAUAACGAACUGGCCCGCAAAGGGUUCGAGGGAAUUUACACUUUCUUGCCGAUAAAAGAGGCAAAUUUCGACGAUGUCGAGAAACAGGAGCGAGGGUUCAAUUAUUUAGACGGAAUUUAUGAUGGUCUGCAAAUGUACGCGCAGGUACUCCAAGAUAAGAUACAAUUUGAAAAUAAUACUCCUAUACCAAACCAAUCGGUUAAAGGGUGCGAAGUUGUUCAGUCUAUGAUGGGCAGACGGUUCCAGGGACGUGACGAGGAGAUCGUAAUGAAUUGCAACGCUCAAAGGGUGGCGGAAUACGUCCUGUUAAAUAUAAACUCCAAAGGGGUCUAUGAGGUGGUCGCGAAAUACUCGACGUUGAACAAAACCAUUCGUAGUUGGAAUCUUAAUAGAACGUUCCCGCCUGACACCCCAGAGUGCGGUUUUGAUUUGUCUAAAUGCCCGACAUACGACACGGUCAACGUCCUGUUGAUUUCAUUAAUAUCGGUGAUUUUCGCUGGUUUAUUGCUGGUCGCCGUUAUCAUUUACAGGCAUUUGAGGUUAAAAGCGGAAAUUUACAAACGAACGUGGAAGGUGAAUUACGACGAUAUCGUUUUCGUCCCCAAGGAGAGACGUAACAGUUUCCAUUCGGUCGUUCUAUUCAAAGGUGAAGAUGAUAUGAGCAUAGUGGGAGACAAACAGCUCUAUACGACGGUAGGGUACUAUAGAUCUAUUCGCGUGGCUGUAAAGCAUCUACAAGACGCGAAAAUCAGUUUAUCUCAUCAAAAUCUCUACGAAUUGAAAGUGAUGAAAGACUUGUCUAGCGACAACUUGGUGAAAUUCUACGGAGCGUGUCUAGAUAGUCCGAAUAGCCCGAACUGUAUACUAACAGAGUACUGUCCCAGAGGCAGUUUGCAGGAUAUUUUGGAGAAUGAAGAGUACAAGUUAGAUUGGACAUUUCGAAUAUCUUUAAUCAUGGACUUGGUACGUGGUAUGCAUUACAUGCACGGUACGGACAUCAAGUCCCACGGCGCGUUAAAAUCGCCCAAUUGCCUGGUGGAUAGUAGAUUUGUGUUGAAGAUCGCGGACUUUGGGAUCCACUUUUUGAGGUGUUACGCCAUAAUCGACGAAAACGCCCAAUGCGACUCUUACGAAUAUUGGAAACGUCAGUUGUGGACCGCUCCGGAAUUACUUCGAAUGCAAAACCCACCCGUAGGGGGUACCCAAAAGGGUGAUGUUUAUUCGUUCGCCAUAAUAAUGCACGAGAUUAUCGACAAAAAUGGGGUAUUUUACGUCGAAAACGAAAUGGAACCCAAAGAAAUCAUUGAUGUGGUUCGUAAAGGACCCGACGGUAAUGCUGGGACUCCGCUACGGCCAACCCAUUCGACUGACACAUGCGAGGAUGAAAUUUCGGUUUUGAUGAACAAAUGUUGGGCCGAAGAUCCGCAAGAACGUCCCGAUUUUGGAACUCUGAAAGCAAAAUUACGCCAAAUGAACAGAAAUAAACCGUGGAUAUUUCAGAAUAUAGAAAACGAAAUGAACCUUCUCGACAAUCUUUUAACACGAAUGGAACAAUACGCAAACAAUUUGGAAACCCAGGUACAAGACCGUACCCGCGAUUAUCUAGAGGAAAAGCACAAGUGCGAGGAGUUACUGCAUCAGUUAUUGCCCAAGAGCGUUGCUCAGCAAUUAAUUAUGGGAAAACAUGUCGUCGCUGAAACUUUCAAUUCGGUGACAAUUUAUUUCAGCGACAUUGUCGGCUUCACAGCUCUCUCCGCGCAAAGCACACCGCUGCAAGUGGUCGAUCUGCUGAAUGAUCUUUAUUCGAUGUUCGACUGUAUCGUGGAACAAUAUGAAGUUUACAAGGUGGAAACGAUUGGCGAUUCCUACAUGGUAGUUUCCGGUCUUCCGGAACGUAACGGUUCGAAGCACGCUUUCGAAAUAGCGCGUAUGUCUCUCCAUCUUCUGCGCGAAGUUGAAAAAUUCAAAAUCAGACACAGGCCGGAAACUCCUUUGAAGCUACGCAUCGGGAUACACAGCGGUCCUUGCGUUGCCGGCGUAGUGGGUCUAAAGAUGCCCCGUUAUUGUCUCUUCGGCGACACAGUAAACACCGCGUCACGUAUGGAACAGAACGGAUUGCCUCUAAGGAUCCACGUCAGUACGGCCACCAAGCAGAUUUUGGACGAAGUCGGUUUGUUUAAAAUGGAACUACGCGGUGAGGUUGAAAUGAAGGGCAAAGGCAAAGUAAUAACCUACUGGCUAAACGGGGAAGAAGAAGGUAAUCGGUUUUUGUGCGAGCCAGUUUAUUUGCCUAAACUGCAGGCUCCGCCGGGACGUCCGAGUACACCACGUCCGAGGAGCGUUUAUUCAGAUAGCUCGAACUCAAACGGACAUUCGCCGUCAUUAGAUCUAAAACGAGCAUUGGAAGAUAUGAAUACCAUUGCGGAGCAAUCCAAACCAACUGAUGGGAAAGCUCGCGGAGAUGAAACCGAACAACCACUGCUACGUAUAACUUCUGCAUCUUUCGAUUCCAACGCUUAAAC
This is a messenger RNA of Cylas formicarius (sweet potato weevil), 3580 nucleotides long. Its product is annotated as atrial natriuretic peptide receptor 2-like. Gene Ontology annotation, biological process: receptor guanylyl cyclase signaling pathway; protein phosphorylation; cGMP biosynthetic process. The transcript has 16 exons. The record is from RefSeq and is a predicted model, not a curated record. Lineage: Eukaryota; Metazoa; Arthropoda; Insecta; Coleoptera; Brentidae. Bases 66 to 3578 code for a protein of 1170 amino acids. Gene Ontology annotation, molecular function: guanylate cyclase activity; protein kinase activity; ATP binding.